This is a messenger RNA of Saprolegnia diclina VS20, 1050 nucleotides long. RefSeq lists its product as hypothetical. The record is from RefSeq and is a predicted model, not a curated record. The coding region runs from base 1 to 1050 and encodes 349 amino acids. The transcript is spliced from 4 exons. NCBI's taxonomy places the organism in Eukaryota, Oomycota, Saprolegniomycetes, Saprolegniales, Saprolegniaceae.
AUGGACGUCUCCUCGCGCAAGCGACUCCGCGACCGCCGAGCGAAACGAGCGGCCCGCGUCCGCUUCUUGGCCGAGUACAACGCGCUGACAGACGCUGCAGCGGCCUUGACGCGCACGCUGCGUGGACUUCGGUCGGGUCACCGGCCUCGGAGCUGCCUCCUGCCGUGGGAAGAAAUCGCAAAGGUGCUCGCUGACGCAACGCGCGACAGCCUCGCGACGAAUCGGACAUUGUCCGCCCACGUGGCAGACCACAGACACUGCGUCGAGCUCUUGCAUGCAUGGGUGACGGCCCAAUCUCGACCGCAAACAGUGGUCAUUGGCACAUCGACGCUGGUCACGUGGCCGCGGGUACGGUUGCCAGCGGCGCCCCGCACGGUCCAGACAAUGGCGCUGACGUGGCUUGCCGAGCGCAUGCGGCGCGCGACGGCCUUUAUGGUCUCUGAUGCCGGCUUCCCGUCGCCGGUGCGGAAUCAUGUGCACGCGGCGCAGGACGUCCGUGGCAGUCUCGUGGCCGCCCAGCAUAUUAUCCUUGGGUCCCUCGACGACGUUCUCGCGGCAACGUGGACAGCACUUCUAUCGUUUGGUCCGCGCACGGUUGUGGCCACCCACAAGACGGCGACGACCGAAGCGACGUACUCGAUCCAGCAGGCUCAGCGCGAUGUCCACGCGUGUUUUGUCGAUGCCGACACGAUCACCUUGCUGCACUGUACACUUCACGACAGCGAUGACAAGGACGUAGGGAGUACGACCCCGUACAUUCAAGAAUGGAUCGUGUUGACGUCGCUUUCGCUGACCCACGUCGUCGUUCAAAGUGUGCGGCUGCGCCGCUCCGUGACACGCCACGCGUCAAUGCUUGCUGUAGCAAGCCUCGAGCACCCCGACGUACUAGCGACAAUGCGGCGGGGCCAAAAUCUCGACGCUGAGCUCCAGCAGCGCUUGGCUGCCAAAGCGACCAGUGCGGCACAGGAGCGAUUCCUGCACAUCCAGAAGCUCGUGUGCGAGGCGCACGCUCAGCGAUGUCGAUUGCAACGACCGUGUGCAAACCCGUAG